Messenger RNA from Alnus glutinosa, 1688 nucleotides. Its product is annotated as UDP-glycosyltransferase 73C4-like. Bases 130 to 1641 code for a protein of 503 amino acids. The transcript has a single exon. Gene Ontology annotation, molecular function: UDP-glycosyltransferase activity. NCBI's taxonomy places the organism in Eukaryota, Viridiplantae, Streptophyta, Magnoliopsida, Fagales, Betulaceae. The record is from RefSeq and is a predicted model, not a curated record.
CUCAAACAUUACAAUCAAUCCAACGAAGCACACACAUUAACAUGUCUUUUAUUAGACAAUCCAAUACACCAAGAAAGAGGCACAAGAGAGAUCCUCAUCCCUGUAUUGAUCUAAAUUUGAAUCUUAUCUAUGUUUCACUUUCCACUCUCGGCAACAACCCCACAUAGGAAUGGCCAGCAGCUUCACUUCGUGAUGAUACCGUUGAUCUCCCCAGGACACCUUAUUCCCAUGACUGACAUGGCCAGGCUAUUUGCCGAACGUGGUGCUGUCAUCACAAUAGUCACAACUCCCCUUAAUGCCAUCCGGCUCAGACCAGCCAUCAGCCGUGCCAAUGAAUCUGGGCGCUGUAUCCGGCUUCUCCAGCUCCAGUUUCCACUCCAUGAGGCCGGCUUGCCAGAAGGGUGUGAAAAUAUGGAUGCAAUCCCCUCACGCAGUUUAUUUAGGAACUUCUAUGCUGCUGCUAGUAAGUUGCAGCAACCACUAGAACAAUUGCUUGAAGAGAUGGAACCCCGCCCGAGCUGCUUAAUAGCCGAUAACAACCUUGCUUGGACAGCUGAUGUUGCUGACAAGUUCCAUAUACCAAGACUUUUGUUUGAUGGGACAAGUUGUUUCAAUCUUUUGUGCUGUCAUAAUCUGCAAGCAUCCACGUUCCUCGAGAGUGUCUCUGGUUCAGAUCAGCCCUUUACAGUGCCUGGUUUACCUGAUCAAAUUGAAUUAACUAAAGCACAACUACCAUCGGGCUUUAAUCCGAGCAUGCAUGAUUUUAGAGAUCUUCAAGCAAAGAUAAGAGCUUCUGGGGAAAGAGCUUAUGGCGUGGUGGUCAAUAGUUUUGAGGAGUUGGAAUCAGAAUAUGUUAAAGCGUAUCGCAACGCAAAAGGAGAUAAAUCAGUUUGGUGUAUUGGCGCAGUGUCACUGUCCAACAAGGCAGACUUGGACAAGGCGCAGAGAGGUAACAGCUCCUCAAUCGAUGAAAACCAGUGCCUGAAGUGGCUUGAUUCAUUGCCUCAGAGCUCUGUUGUUUAUGCUUGUCUCGGAAGCCUUAGCCGCCUUCCGCCUUCACAACUAAUAGAGCUUGGUUUAGGCUUAGAAGCGUCCAACAGUCCAUUUAUCUGGGUGCUUAGAGGAGAUGAAAAUGGUGGAGAGAUGGAGAAGUGGAUCUUAGAGGAAGGAUUUGAAGAGAAGACGAAAGGGAGAGGCCUUUUGAUCCGGGGUUGGGCUCCGCAAGUACUGAUCUUGUCACUCCCUGCAAUUGGAGGGUUUUUGACACAUUGCGGUUGGAAUUCGACGCUGGAAGGGGUUUGUGCUGGCGUGCCAAUGGUAACAUGGCCUAUUUUUGCUGAACAAUUUUUUAAUGAGAAGUUGGUUGUACAAGUUUUGAAGAUUGGGGAGAGAGUGGGAAAUGAGAUAGCUGUUCCGUUAGGGGAGGAAGGGAGGUAUGGAGUCUUGGUGAAUAAGGAGCAGGUUAGGGAGGCUAUCGGAAAGAUAAUGACUGAAGGGAAAGAAAGGGAAGACAGAAGAGAGAGAUCAAGCAAGCUUGCAGAGAUGGCAAAGAAGGCAACAGAAGAAGGGGGAUCUUCUUACCUUGAUAUUACAUUGUUAAUGGAAGAUAUUAGGAAACUAGCCAUAGGCCAUCAAGCUUAAAGUCAUUAGCCAUUUGUGGAUGCAUUAUCUCUACUAUAAUAGCAUUC